AUGUGUACAAGUGUCGAUUAUUUUCUUCAUGAUUAUCUGGCAAUUACUGGUCAAACAUUUUCAGAAGACUCUGUUUCUAUGUGCUAUAGUGGUGAUACAUCAAGAAGAGGUAGUGUAGCGAGUAGUCAACGAUCGUCAAUAUCAUCACUAGAAUUAUCCCGAUCGUUACAAUCACUUGUCGAUAAAACGAAUAAAAAUAAUAAUUCUAUUAUAAAACGGAUAAAAAAUUAUUUUUCCAUUAAAUUAAAACCAAACGAUAUUAAUUUAGAAGAAAAAAUUUUAAAUGAAAAAGACAAUGUGAGUCCAUCAUCUCUAUCGUCAGCAGAUAAUAUUGUAGUAUCAUUAAACAUUGAUAACGUCACGAACAAUGAUACUGAUACGACGACUAUUAAAAGGAAAAAACGUGACGAUGAUUCACUUACUGAACAAUCUUCAAAAUGUAAACAUGACGAAACAACUGAGUUGUAUGAUUAUGAAUUUUUAUUAAAACGUGCAUUUAAUAAACUAGAAAUCGAUCGUCCAGAAUUACUUCGUCAACGACAGCAACGCAUUGUUCUACCGUGUGCUCAAUUACUUAUUGGUCAAACUCGUACAAUUAUUUCAAAUUGGAUGGCUUAUCAUAAAUUAUGUAAACUAGUCAAUCGUGAUAUUAAAUAUUUUCAACAAUAUUUAGAAGAAAUCUAUGAAUGUCAAUCAUCAGUAAAUAAAAAUCAACAAUUGAUAUUGAAUGUUAGAACAAAUACUCAACAAAUGAAUAGAACAUUAAAUAAAUUUUUAAAUGAAUAUGUUUUGUGUAAAUCGUGUCGAUCAGCGAAUACACAUUUAUUGAACAAAAAUCGAUUAUUUGUUGUUGAAUGUCAACUAUGUGGAAGUCAAACAACGGUUAAAAAAUUAAAAUGGAAAAAUACUAAUCAAAAGGAAAAUUAUGAUUAA
Molecule: messenger RNA, 933 nt
Organism: Didymodactylos carnosus
Lineage: Eukaryota; Metazoa; Rotifera; Eurotatoria; Philodinida; Philodinidae
Source: the annotation of a GenBank genome assembly